AUGUCGAAUGUCUGCAGUGACCCCCGCAUCCUGCAGAUGACCUACGAAUGGAGUCAGAGUCUUGCCUCUUUGGUUAUCGUAUCGACCCACUACCCUGACUACACAUUGAUUACAACAGGGUACGAGGUACGAUCAGCCUGCAAGAACCCGUUCAAGGCAACCAAUCUCAUCCAUCUGGUCGAGUAA
Messenger RNA from Penicillium taxi, 186 nucleotides. RefSeq lists its product as uncharacterized. The transcript has a single exon. The record is from RefSeq and is a predicted model, not a curated record. Lineage: Eukaryota; Fungi; Ascomycota; Eurotiomycetes; Eurotiales; Aspergillaceae. The coding region runs from base 1 to 186 and encodes 61 amino acids.